AUGUUGAAGGAUCUCAAUCAUUCUGGAAAGAAUCUAUUAAAUAUUAUUAUUCUGGAUGCUUGCCGAUACGAUGAAGGAAAUGAUACCUGGAAAACAAAAGUCAUGAAUGAAGAAACAUGUCUUACGCCAGCAUUUGGCAAAGCAUUAACAUCACAUGUUGAAAUACCACAAAAGUCACAAUUUGCUUUGAUAUUUUCAUCUGAUCCUGGCACAGUAUCUUUCUCUGGUAAACCAGGUGGAAAUAGUUUCUUUACAUCGGCACUGUUAAAUCAUCUGGAAAGACCAAAUGUGCGUCUAGAAGAUAUUAUGGGGGAAGUUAUAAAAGAAAUGUUGCACAAACCAUUUAAUAGACAACGGCCAUGGAUUAAUUCAUGUCUAACGGAACCAUUUUAUUUCAAAAAAGGUUUGUAA
Molecule: messenger RNA, 411 nt
Organism: Rotaria sp. Silwood1
Lineage: Eukaryota; Metazoa; Rotifera; Eurotatoria; Philodinida; Philodinidae
Source: the annotation of a GenBank genome assembly